AUGGACAAUACAAAGUACCACAAAGGACUUCCCGAUGACACGCCGCUGGGCUCGUGGCGAAAGGUCGAUUUCCGACUCAAACUUGAGGUGGCUGCUCGCGUCCUCCCGGUCGUUGUUUCCAUGGCUCGUGCUCGAGGCCACGAUGUUGUCUUUACCCCGCCCCACCAUUCGGACCUACAACUUAUCGAAAUGGUGUGGGCCAAAGUAAAGGGUGACGUCGGCGUGCAGUAUACCGUGGACACUACCUUUGCCGAUGUGCGUCCUCGCUUGGACGUGGCAUUUGCACAGUUCCACCUGUCGUCAGAUGGAAUUGUAUUCAACACUGUGAGAAGCUUGUUGCAGACCUGUACGACUUGCUUCUUGCGAACGACGGUGAAGAUGAAGGAUCGAUCAACCACCACAAGUUCAUCAUCGGACACCAGUGACAGUGACUCCGACUUGUAA
Messenger RNA from Aphanomyces astaci, 444 nucleotides. RefSeq lists its product as hypothetical. The coding region runs from base 1 to 444 and encodes 147 amino acids. Gene Ontology annotation, molecular function: nucleic acid binding. The record is from RefSeq and is a predicted model, not a curated record. The transcript has 2 exons. Lineage: Eukaryota; Oomycota; Saprolegniomycetes; Saprolegniales; Verrucalvaceae.